UGCCAAAUCAUUCACUCGGCAAGAUGAAAGUUUGUUAAUAAUAUUUAAAACCAAAGGUUUGCGAAAAACCGUAUUGUAUCUCGUGAUCGCAUUCAUGUCCUGCGCCCUGGUGUUCGAUGGGCUGAUCAGGAUGUCGGAGCACCUCGGAGUGGACUUCUUCAUUGCGUUCACGUUGACGUCCGCCACAGAGGUCCCUUCGAUUGCCUUAGUGGUCCUGCUAAUAGACAGGUUUGGACGUCGCAAAAUAGUCUCAUUGCCCUUGAUUAUAGGAGGAGUCGUAGCGUUUGUAGGCGCUUUUGUGCCCAGAGGAGUGGCGUCUGUGGUGAUGGCAAUGGGGGCGCGGUUCCUGGGCAACAUGGCGUACAGCGCCGUGAUCCAGUGGACGCCCGAGCUCAUGCCCACCAGCGUGCGCGCCUCGGGCGCCUCCUUCGUGCACGUCAGCGGGUUCGCCGCCGCCAUGCUGGCCCCCUUCCUCGUUUAUUCCGAGCGCGUGUGGGGGGAACUGCCGCUGGUGCUGGUGGGCGCGACCGCGGUGACGGGCGGCGCCGUGGCGCUGCUGCUGCCCGAGACGGCGGGCCAGCCGCUGCCGCAGACCCUGGAUGACUACGAGCGCAUCGCCGCCGCACGACGCCGCCGGUAG
Cydia amplana is the source of this 640-nucleotide messenger RNA. Its product is annotated as solute carrier family 22 member 3-like. Gene Ontology annotation, molecular function: transmembrane transporter activity. Gene Ontology annotation, cellular component: membrane. Bases 95 to 640 code for a protein of 181 amino acids. The transcript has 4 exons. NCBI's taxonomy places the organism in Eukaryota, Metazoa, Arthropoda, Insecta, Lepidoptera, Tortricidae. Gene Ontology annotation, biological process: transmembrane transport. The record is from RefSeq and is a predicted model, not a curated record.